Hyphopichia burtonii NRRL Y-1933 is the source of this 624-nucleotide messenger RNA. RefSeq names its product 60S ribosomal protein eL21 (gene RPL21A). The record is from RefSeq and is a predicted model, not a curated record. Bases 34 to 516 code for a protein of 160 amino acids. Lineage: Eukaryota; Fungi; Ascomycota; Pichiomycetes; Serinales; Debaryomycetaceae. Gene Ontology annotation, cellular component: ribosome; cytosolic large ribosomal subunit. Gene Ontology annotation, molecular function: structural constituent of ribosome. Gene Ontology annotation, biological process: translation. The transcript is spliced from 2 exons.
AAGGUUUAUUAACAUCACCAAAUAUAUUGAAAAAUGGGUAAAUCACACGGUUACAGAUCUGGUACUCGUUACGCUUUCCAACGUGACUUCAAAAAGCACGGUACUAUUGCUUUAUCUACCUACUUAAAGACUUACAAAGUUGGCGAUAUUGUUGAUAUUAAAGCUAAUGGUGCUGUCCAAAAGGGUAUGCCUCACAAAUACUACCACGGUAAAACUGGUAUCGUUUACAACAUUACCAAAUCUUCCGUCGGUGUUAUCAUUAACAAAGUUGUCGGUAACAGAUACAUUGAAAAAAGAGUUAACUUAAGAAUUGAACACGUUAAACACUCUGCUUGUCGUCAAGAAUUCUUAAACAGAGUUAAAACUAACGCUGCUUUAAAGAGAGAAGCUAAAGCUAAAGGUGAACAAGUUUACUUAAAAAGACAACCAGCUAAACCAAGAGAAGCUAGAGUUAUUUCUACUGAAGGUAAUGUUCCACAAACUUUAGCCCCAGUUCCUUACGAAACUUUCAUUUAAUCUAUUUGGAUGUAUUUUAUUGGAAAAUUGUGGGUUACGUUGUAAUGUCAAUAUAUCUUCUCUAUAUCUAACUUUAAAAAUAUAAAAAAACCUAAUAUAUAUCUUUUG